CCCUCUGGCGGCCGGCGGAACUCACUGUCUCAGGGUCAGGUGGCGAGUCAGCUGAUCGAUUCCCCCACAAACAGGAAGGGGAAGUCACAGUUUAACAAGCAAGUCAUGUCAAAAUAGCUCACUCAUUUCGGCUUAUUUUUUAAUUUAACAACAAAUCUUCUGAAAGUGUGAAGAUGUUUGCCGGAGACGAUGAGGACGGGGACUUUCUCUUCCCUGCAGGAGGGGCCAAGCUGGCCUCUCUGUUCGGACUCGACCAGGAAGCCAGUCAGGGGAACGACUCCUUUCAGUACACGGCUCCCAAACAGCCCAGAAAGAGCUCCAACGCAGCACCACCCGCCCAGAAACCAGCUCCACCACCCGGAGCUCCUGCAGUGCUGUUCGCCACAGCUGUCCAAGCCUUCAGAUACAUUAACGGACAGUAUGUGAAGCAGGGGAAGCUGGGAGCAGCCGUGCUGGGCAGCCACACAACAAAGGAGUACAAGCUUCUUCUGUACUUGAGCCAACAGAAGCAAGUGACCGCUGCCAAGAUUCACGUGGGCUUUAUUUUCACGGUACAACCAAACAAUUACUGCACUUUUUAUGACGACCAGAGGCAGAACUGGUCGCUGAUGUUUGAGUCGGACAAAACUUCAUCAGAUUUCUGCAAAGAGGUUUGUUUGGCGAAAGCGAACAGCGUCGCCUCGUUAGACAUCGUGGUGGUUCAGGAUCUGAGUCUGGGGGAGGGCCAGGCGGUGGAGAACGGGGACUCUCUGGAGGUGGUGUACACAGGCUGGCUCCUGCAGAACCACAGCUUAGGACAGAUGUUUGACUCCAACCAGAACAAGGACAAGCUGCUACGACUGAAAGUAGGAGCUGGAAAAGUGAUCAAAGGCUGGGAGGAAGGGAUGCUGGGGAUGAAGAAGGGAGGACGUCGCCUCAUAAUCAUCCCACCCAACCUCGCAUACGGAUCCAAAGGAGUCCCAAACCGAGUCCCGGCUAACAGCACACUGAUUUUUGAGGCAGAACCUCGGCGGGUUAAGUUCGCCAGGGACAGCGGCUCUGACCGAGCCAGCACCUGCUCCAGAGACUCAGCUGCUCCUUCCCUUGCACCCUCCCUCGCUCCCUCCCCGGCCCCCAGUGUGGAGAAUCUAGCCCCAGAGCCCCUGGCACAGACCCCAGUGUCAGGUCCAGGCAGACCAGGGGAGCAGCCGGUUCGUGUGAAGUCAAACUCUCUGAGUGAACAGCUGGCUAAUCCAGACGCCACAAAAGCUAAGCUGAUCUCUCGCAUGGCAAAGAUGGGUCAGCCCAUGCUGCCUUUUCUGACAGGAGCGGCCGGCCAGCCUGAAUCCAGCGACUCUGAGCUUGAGGACACCAGUGGCAGCAGAGCGAAGGAUCAGCCUGCGGCUCCUUCCCCGGUCCCCAUCUCGACUGCUCCAGCUCCAGCUCCUGUUUCAGCUCAAGCUCCAGCCUCUGCUCCAGCUCCGGCUCCAGCUCACGCACAUCCUCACCCUCACACCGUUCAACCCUCUGCCUUACUCCCCAUAAUGAGCACCUCUGCCCCUCAGUCUGGGCUGCCAGGCAGCAGCCACGCCUUUCAGCCGUACCUGUACACACAGACCGCUCCAUCACAGCUGCAGCCUGUCAGCCAGGUGUAUCCUGCACCAGCAGUCCCAUACAUGGGCUCCAGUGAGGUGACUUCGUUCCUGAUGACAGAGGCCCGACAGCACAACACAGAGAUCCGGUUAUCUGUUGGAAAAGUAGCAGAUAAAGUGGAUCAGCUGUCCUCAAAGAUAGAUGACCUUCAGAAGCAGGGGAGUCUCUCCAUGGGUGUGCCCAACAUGUCGAUGGAGACCUCCAUGAUCAUGCACAACAUCCAAAGAAUAGUCCAGGAAAACGAAUGUUUAAAGAAGGAGGUGUUUGAGAAAAGCUCCCGUGUUGAGGAGCAGAACCGAAAGAUCGGAGAGCUCAUCAACGAGAACCAGAGGUGCAUGGAGCAGAGUAACCUGCUGCUGGAACAGAGGCACGACACCCUGAAGUCAUCCAGCGAACAGAGUCAGGCCAGACUCCUGCAGGCCGAGCAGGACAAGGUCCGACUGACGGAGGAUCUGGCUUCGUCCACAGCACGGCUGUCUCAGCUGCAGCUGGAGGCCUCGGCUCAUCAGCAGAAGGUUCUUGAGCUGCAGGGGAAGCUGAGCACGGCACUGCAGGACGCAGAGAGUCAGAACCAACGCAGCGCUGUGCUGGAGGCUCAGCUUGAAGAACUGAAGGAGGCGGUCGAGAGGUCUCAGGCUCAGUAUCGCUCCGAAAAGCAGAGACGCAAAGAGAUGGAGCUGAGAAUCAGCAACCUGGACGAGGAGAUCCAGGACCUGAAGUCCGACAAAGAGAGCCUGGAACGAAAUCUUCUAGAGAGGAAAAAGAAGUGGCAGGAUGAGCGUCAGCGCCGGGAUGAGGAGGUGGAGGAGCUCCGCAGGAACAGCCAGCAGGAAGUGGACCAUCUUCGAGCUCAGCUUCGCAAGGCCAGGACCAACACAGACAGCGCUGCAUCUGAACAGCUGUCUCAGCUGCAGGCGGAUCUGGAGGACGAGUGGAAGAAGAAGUGUGAGCAGAUGUUGGCUUCAGCUAAAGAGCAGCACAGCAGAGAGUCGGUGGAGCUAACGGAGCAGAGAGAGGCUCUGCAGGACAAGCUAACGCAGCUGCAGGAGAAGUUCACGGUUUUGAAGCAGUCGAGAGAUUCAGAAGGACAGAGUUUGACUCCACAGGGCGAGCAGACUGAAGAGCUCCAGGCUCUGCAGGACAAAUGCACAGCUCUGGAACAGCAGGGAGUUACUGUGAGGGAGAAGCUGGAGAAGAGAGUGGCUGAACUGGAGAAGAAACUGGAAGAGCAGGAGGCGUCUGUUGACACGGCAGACACUGCUGCAGAGGUGAAGCGUGUGAUGAACGGAGUGUUUCACUCUCUACGAGGAGAGUUUGACGUGAGUGAGUCGUACAGCGGUCAGGCUGUGCUCGGGGUGAUCAUCACCACCAUCAAGAAUGUAACCCUGCAGCUGCUCAGUCGAACAGACGGACCUCCUCAGAAACCGAGGAAGAGUGAAGAGGAAGCAGAGAAAGAAGAAGAAAGUGAUGAUGUGAAGCAAAGAGAGGAGACCUCUCAGCAGAGCGUGCAUGUGAACGGAGAGAGAGAAGAGAAGAAGGAGGAAGUGGAGCAGGAGGCUGAUGCUCACAGCAUCAGUGAAACCGAGAAGGAUCAGAAAGUAGAAACAGAGAAGGAGACAGAGACGAUAGACGAGUCAAAGACACAAAAUCAGGCUUUAGAGGACACAGAUCCAGAACCAGCUUCAACCUCUGAACCAAAACCACCAGAGACGCCGUCAGAACCUGAAGAACAGGAGAAGCAGGCGGAGCUCUCUGUUCCCGAGGAGAACACAGACCUCAAUGAAGAACCUGAUGAAAGACCAGCACCUGCAGACAUAAAAGAGACUGUGUCAGAAACUACAGCUGCAGUGAGUGCUGAGGUGGUGAAAGAGUGCGUGGAGGAUGGAGAGAAUGAAGGAGAAGUGAACGCUGCCUCUCAGAAAGCCUUCACACCGCCGGUGAACCCGCCUCCACCGCCCAACGCACCGCAGAAGAAGAGCUCAGGAGACGACACGAGUCUAACUGGGGGAAUGGGUGAGGAAAAUGGAGAGGAGCCAUUUUUCCAGAUCACAGCUCCUGCCAAACCCCCCGCAGCUCCCAGCGAGGAGGAAGAGGAGGAUGAGCUGAGCCUGAAGGGCCGCCCUCCCCCCGCCCCUCUGUUUGGUGAUGACGAGGAGGAUGAGGAGGAUCUGGACUGGCUGAACUGAAGGCAUCAGGAGAAAACAGGUGUGCGACUUAUUUCCCAACACUAAAAAAGGUGUGUUGUGCUUCACCAGCUUUGUCUGCCUGUCGGGGCAGAGAAGAUGACAGGAGACGGCUCUGCUGCUGAACUUGAUUGGACAGAGCAGUCAGAGCGCCCUCCUCUUCCUGUCGGUGUCGUCGUCCUGCAGACUGACUCCUGGAGAUCGAAGCUGCAGCUCCAGACGCUGAUUUUGGUUAAAAUAACAAGCCUGUAAUUCACAGAAGAAUCAAAAACCAAUACAUUUCGUUUGUUAUGUGAUGCCCGUCGAUGAUGCAGUUAAAUUGUGGUUUUUACAUGGCACUGUAGCAGAUUAGUUUGUUGAAUCAGCAGUAAUCAUGUUGUCAGACUGUAAACCAUGAAAUGGUUGUUGAUUUUUAGCUCGCUGCUUUAGGAAUAGAACUUUUAAUAAAAACUUUUGCUAACCUGAAAUUUAUUCCAGAAAAUAAAAACAUGGAAAUGUGGCCUUCA
Messenger RNA from Notolabrus celidotus (New Zealand spotty), 4321 nucleotides. It is a transcript of the gene fkbp15b, whose product is annotated as FKBP prolyl isomerase 15b. The transcript is spliced from 29 exons. Gene Ontology annotation, molecular function: peptidyl-prolyl cis-trans isomerase activity. The record is from RefSeq and is a predicted model, not a curated record. Bases 174 to 3818 code for a protein of 1214 amino acids. Gene Ontology annotation, cellular component: growth cone. NCBI's taxonomy places the organism in Eukaryota, Metazoa, Chordata, Actinopteri, Labriformes, Labridae.